AUGGCUGCAGCUUCCGAGAGGAGAGAGCCGAGCGCGCCGCGUCCCGACGCCCGGGCGCGUAUCCUGCCGCAGUGCACAAAGAGUCCCGCCACAUCACCGUGCGCCGGCCAGCCCGCCCCCUCCGCCGCCCCGCCGGGAGAGCCGGGCGCCCGCCGAGCCGGAGGGGAGGCGGGAGAGGCGAGCGGGAGGCGGGCGCCGAGCCGGGGGAGCGAGGAGGGGAGGGGCGCCGCGCAGCCCGCCCGGGGCCGCCGCCGCCGCCGGCCCGGGCGCAGGGACCCCCGGCGGGAGGUAGGGCUGGGCGCCGCGGGGAGGGCUCGGGGACCUGCUCACGGGCGCGCCGGGGCAGCUGGACCCGUUGCCCCGGGAGCCUCGGGCGCGGGGCCCUGCGGCGGGGACACCCUUCCUGCCUCCGUCCCCCGGUCCGGUCGGGACGGCUGGCGUCCCCUGCCCCGCGCCGUGGCCACCCCUCCCCGUGGUGGGCGCUAUGAAAACCCGGCAGGAUUGGGUCGCGGUGUGCCUAGGUUCCGUCCCGGCGGGGUCGUGCACGCUCCGGACUCGGCUAGCGAGCCCCGGUGUGGAGCCCCGGACGGUCGGAAGCUGCAGCCUGCGAGUGGGCGGGGCGAGCGGGCCUGGGAGGGCCCAAACGCGAGGUGGAAGGAUACACGGGCCUUUGUCGGAACUACUUUCAGGAGAAGGUCACGUGUGGUCCUAGUUGGGGAACUUUCCAAAUUCCCAUUCCCCUCUCUGCGUGCUCCUGAGGCGGGAGGUCGUCCCUCCCUGCUCUAUGGGUGCUCCCUGCGGUGUGGGCAGCUGGAUCCCCGCUCUUCCCGGGUCGGGGCGGAGGAAGCACCCACGAGCGGUCCUCCGGAGCGCUGUCGGGGCCAGCGCCUGGGGAGCUGGUUACACAAGCACCCACAUCCUAGCACGUGCCCCCGCCACCCCUCUCUGCUGGCCGCCGCCGGUUUGUGCACGCUGACGCGGAGAGUCCCCAAGCUGUUCCUCACUUUGGCUUGCAAUCCGUGGAGCGAGCCAGAAGGCCGGGACAAGACCCUCCUGCUCUGGAUCUGCCCACGCCGCGCGUUCCCAGCCGUGGGAGAAGAGGCCGGGCCCUAGGGGGUCUGACGCAUCUCCUUCGCUUAAUGAGGUGAACCCUUUCUAGAGCUGUACUCGCGGGGCCAAAGGGUAUCAUCCUGUUGCUGCUGGCUGCUUGGGCUUACCGGUGUUGCAACAAACUUCCAGUCACUGCCCCUGAACUGGUGAGCGCGCCCCACCUACUGUAGACUCAGCCAGGUGACUUUAUCUGAGCACCUAGUCAAUGGCUGUCAGCCCAGAACCAACCUGUCAAGUUAAAGCUUACUGCCGGGAUUGGCUGACCUGUCGCGGUUGAGAGAGCUGGUUCAGAAAGGCUGAUAACUGGAGCCCCUCCUCCUCCCCCGGCCAGCCAGCCACAAAGCAAGCGAUCACCUUGAGCUUGGAGAAAAAUGACAUCAACACCAGUGUAGGGAUUUCUUCCUUUCUCAGUUCUUUGCCCAGAGGACUUAGUUCUCAGGGCGACAAUUUGAAUCCUAAAGUAUCUGACUUGAGACCUAAGCUGAAGCACUGGGUCAUUUUAGAAAUUUGAAGAAUAGUAAUCAGCUAUCAUGGGUAUUGCAGUAAUUGCGAGUAGGUGUCUAGGAAGGCCAGCCGAGGGUUUAUGAAGUAUAGGAGAAAGAAAAUUGCGUAUGGGCACUGCAUAGUUGCAGGCAGCCCCUGAAGCCUAGAAACCUCAAGAGGCCAGGCUCAAAGAGCCACGGGCCAUUACCUAGCUCCAGGACUGCUAAUUAAACCAGGGAUAUUUACAGUUCUAUUAAGAGCUUUCUGAGGCUACUCAAACCUUGCAUUUGGAUGCAUCCUUUUGAGAUCUCUCCGCAGGAGUUAGCCCUGGCUGUUGAUGUUGAUUGCAGGCUGUUCUUGUGCACGGUUCUGGUCAGCUGAGGGAGGCAGGGCCACUAAAGAGAGCAAUCUGAAAACAAUAGAGAAAGGCCUCCAUUUGCUUCCUAAAGAUGUAAGUAAAUCUUGCUCUCGUAGCCGAGUCUUAGGGAGAUCUAUUUUACACUCAGGUGUUAGGUGAGAUGCACGGUAAAAACCUAAGCUGUGCUCAGUGGAGUGUCUACCACUUAGUGGGGAACAUAAGGAUGAAGUUACAUCAAGAGAAGCAGGUUGAGGAGGGGAAAAUGGCCCACAUUUGUCCCUCUCCCCAGGGUCCCUGUUACUAGCAUCUCUGCCUUUUGCUCUUCCCCGGAGCCAUCUUGUGUGACAUUAGUCUGAAUGUCUAAGGAGUGUGGAAAUCUUCCUUCUACAGAAAAAGAAAGGCAUUCAUUCCUAAGCUUCCCAAUGCUGGGCUGGGGAAAAGGAUUCUUUUCUGUCCCCAGAGCCUCACUCGAUGCCGGAGCACAGGGAUGUGUGUACUUCACAUUGCUGGGCUGCUGGAACACGACCCCAGCCCACAAACACUUGCAAGUGAGGGAAGAGAGCUGGAAAGCAGUUAGUCGCUUCCCUGCAUGUCAGGUUCCUCUACUCUGCAGUGGUCAAUGGGUAGAUAACCAGUGUUGGCAGGUGCUGGCCAGGCUGACAACAUCAGGUCUUGUUAGGCAUUUCCGAUACAUCCCCCUUUCCUUUCACAGCAUUAAAUACGUUUCUGAAGGAAAUACCGACAUAGCCUCCACUCAAAGGAUGUGAGUAGGCCAGGAGGGAAAAUGUCCAAAUAGCAAUAAAAAAAAAAAAAUUUAGGUUCAAAUGAAAAUGUAUCCCCUUGGCUGUACAGAUAUUACAAUACACUGGUUUCCAAGCACUUCAUUUCCUUACCUGUCUGGAUUCAAAACACUCUAGGGAGAAACAGAAGCUUAUAACAAAGGGAGAAUUAUGUAAAGCUCCAGGGAGACUUAACUAUAUAGAACAAUUAGAGAGUAUGAUAAACCAGCUUUAAUUGUAGUUUCUAACAGCUGAUUCCAAAACUGUGUUCCUGUUAUACCCAGAAGAUGUCUGAGGAAAAUUCUUGGUUCCUUUUAUAAGGGGGACAGCAAGAACUGGAUGUGGAUAGUAUGAAUAACUGAUGUGCUGGUGUAGCUCUGCUAAAGCAUCCUGUGUGAGCACUCCACAGCCGCCGUUCCUUUCUCCUUUCCCGCACCUCUGACCCUUCAACAAGUAAGCUUUAAUUUUUAAGCAAACGUCUCUAUUUUUACCUGAAGAGCAUUUUCUAAAUAAUAGAAAAUAAUGGACUGGAUAACAUAAUUGGCUUUGAAUUUAAACUGCCCCGUUCUGUGGUUCUGAAGGCUUUCCUCUUGUUUGUUCUGUUAUUUGUUCUUUUAGUUUUUAGUUUUAAUUUACAUUUAUUUGUUGUUGUGUGCAAGAACAUGGUAGUUAGCAAAUGUGCACAGGCCAUGGCAUAUUCGCGCAUGUCGGAAGACAACUUGCAAGGGUCUGUCCUCUCCUCUCUCCACAUAGCUUCUGGGGAUCCAGCGCAGGUUCUCGGGUUUGAUGGCACACACCUUUACCCAUGAAUGUUCUUUUAAACACCAUUUGCUCAGACUUUCUCCAGAAGGCCCUGUUAUGAGUCAUACAAACACUGUAUUCCAAGAGAAAAGUUCAACUGACUGUAAGCUUUCCAUUCCCUAAACCUCUCCCGAAGCUUUUGCAAAUGGUACUCUGUCACCUUUCAUGUGUCAGGAAAGAGAUGUUCUGAAUGGAAUCGUUGGUCUCAGGCAAAGCGAGACUGAACUGGGUGUUCCCGGGAGACCACAGAGCCGAACAGCCUUUUGUUGCGCCUAUGUGGCACUCAGAAACUGUCACUCAGGGAGUGACGUGCAAGAAUUUUAUUUCUGUUCACUUUGGCUGCUGGAUCUUUUGCUUUGGUCUUAACUCAUGCUGUAGCCCUAUGGGACAUAGUUUAGCACUUUUAAUAAUAGGAACUGAAUGUUUCAGAGGAGCCCACAUUUUGGAGUGCCAUUGAAAGGAAAUCAAGAUCAACAGUGCUUCUAGGUAACAUUUGAAAGGAGGAGUACCUUUUUUGAAAGAGAAAACAGACAAAGUCUGCUUAAAUUAUCCUCAUGGUGACAGGGUUCCUCAUCUCCAUUCUUUCAGUGAUUCAGUCAACAAACACUUGGGACUGUUAGGUGCUCCUACUGUCCUAAACUUCAUGCAUAGAGUGGUGGCUGGCCAGUGGGGUCCAUAUUCGUUAGGAUGACUUAGCUUUGGGAACUUGAAUUCUUGGCUUGAAAACUGUUCUUCACAGGGCACAAAGUCAAGUUAACCAUGCCAAGGCUUGAUAACUGAGUCAAGUAUCUAUUGCUUCACAACAAAUCACAGUAAAACCCAGAGACUUGAAGCGACCAUCAUUGUUUCUCCGAAGUUCUUGGGGAAGGGAUGGCUGGGCAAUUCUUUUCCCCACUGAUGUGAUGAAGGGAAAAGAUAUGUUCUGUUCUGCUAAGGGUUUGGCUGGAUCUGCAAUGUCCAAGGUAGUUGCACCUACAUGUCUAGGAACUUAGCUGGGGUAGCCAAAAUGACUGAGGGCCUCGCUGUCCUCAGGUGGGUGCUCCAAAAGUGAGCCCAUAACUUGGCUAUUGUGAAGAGUAUGGGUGCUGUGUCUCCCUGUGCAGCCAUCUGGAUCUUUAUCUCAAGGGCAUACUGUAUAGUUGGCCCCUGAGACCAUUUCUUAUCUGAGACUCUCGAUAACUAAAGAGACACUCCUAACCCCCUGUAUUUCCUCGGGAAAACUCAUGUUUAUUUCUGAGACAGGUUUCCAUCUAUCCCAGGCUGCCCUGGAACUCACUGUAGCUGACAGUGAUCUUGAACUUCUGAUUCUCCUGCCUCCACACCCAGAAAUGGUGUAUGUAUUGAGAGGAUGGAGAAACAGAUGUUGGUGAUUGUGUUCCACAGUAAUCAGAAUCCUCUUCCUAGAAACACAGCUGUCCACCGUCCUUUGGUCAAGUGAAGCCUGCUGAGAGUUGGCCUCACUGAAGAACGGUCACUGUCAGUAGAUAGUUUGAUCAGCCACUGAAUAUUUUCAAUUGUUUUCUGUUCUGUUCCUUAAUCUGAUCAUUUCUUAAUUUAGCACUUACCCUAGGGUUAAUAUAUUUUUCAAAGUAUUCAUUAAAAUUCAAUGACAUAAAAUUAAGACAUAUACAAACGGAGAUAAGUAUGUUUAUCUAAAUGACAGAAAACAGAAUAAACAAAGGUCCAAAAAGGAAGGGAGAGCAUUUCAGAGAGAGAGACUAUGUCUCUUUAUUUGUUUCUUUUUUUGUUUUGUUUUUGAGACAUGAUUUCCCUGUAUUUCACUAGCUGUCCUGGAACUCUCUGUAGACCAGCUCACCUCAAACUCAGAGAUCUGCCUGCCUCUGCUAGGAUUAAAGGCUUUUGCCACCACCACCCAGCUAUAGAAGAUUUUUUACACUGAUCAUUUUUUGUUUUCAUAAGGUAAAAAAAAAAAGCUAUUUCACCUAAUAAAAUUAAAGCUAAAAAAUGUUUAUUAUCAAAAGAAUAUCAAAUAACCAGGAAGGAAGAUCAACUCUAAUUUCAUUUUUAAAUAAAUGAGCUCACUAAGAAAUUUCCAGCAUUUGAGCCUAAAGUCUGCUCAGUGACUGCCAAAAAUGCUAUCUGGGAAAAUAUACUGUGUGCUACAGGGAUGCCGUGUGCUAUAGAGGUGCUGUGUGUGUUAUAUGAGCUCUAUCUUAUUCCAAGUAUCCUCUCCCCCUACAUCAUCUGCUUCAAUUUGGUUUUUGACUCUUUGUAUUACUUAACAAUGUUCUGCUUGAAACAUUUUCUCUUUUUUUUUAAAUGAGUUAUUUUUAUCUUAUUUAUGUAUAUUUUUGUCUUAUGUAUGUAUCUUAUGGUGUUCUGCCUGCUUGUAUGUGUGUGACAGUGUCAUAUCCCCUGGAACUGGAGUUACAGAGAGCUAUGAGCGAGCUCCCAUGUGGGUGCUGGGAAUUGAACCCCGGUCCUUUGGAAGAGCAGCCAGUGCUCUUAACCACUGAGCCUUCUCUCCAGCCCCAUAAGUCAUUUUCUUUUUCUCUAAAAAUAGUUGUAUUUCUGCAGCAGCACAGCCUUCUUCCAUCCUACAUGGUGGCAGACUGCUCUGUGAUAUAAGGAUGGAAGAUGGAGAAGUCUCAAAGACCCUGCAUUGUACAAGCGAAGAAACUAGGACCAGUGGUUUAACAUAUUCCCAUUAUAUAAGAGUCAGUGACAGACAGUUACAAGCCUGGGAAGUUUCCAAAUACCUUUGCAGUAAAACAAAAAAAAAUGGGCAAACACUUAACUUCUAUGCUAACGUGAGCAAGUUAACACUGCGAGGUUUGACUAGAGAUGGCUUUUCCUGGCAUUCCAGCUCUAGAAUUGGACAGGUGAUAUGGAGAAAAGAUGUGAUCUGCGUUCCUGGUCUGCCCUAUGUAGCCUGAAGUUAGUUUAAAGGAUGAGGCCCCUAAGAAUUCAACGUGGAAACAUGAAUUGCCUCAUCGUAAAGUUACAGUUCCUCAGUUUUGAAGAUCAUUGGAAAAGUAUUCUCCAAGUGUACGAGGAAGGCACAUAUCAGUGAGGACUGUAAAAAGAAGAGGAGUGAAGAAAAAAAGAAAAGAAGGGGUCAUGAGAAGAACGAUCUUUGGAAGGAAACACUGAACUUCACCAAAGAACAAAGGGAACGCUGCCACCUGCUGAGGGGUUGGAGUCCAUGAGCGUGCUGCCACCAUCUCUGCUCCAAAGGCCAGGGAAGAGGGUUUAAUCUUAGCUGUCAGCGACCUGCUUGUGCUAGGCUAAGAUAGUAGCAGCCUGCUUCCUUACCUCUUUUUCCACCAGUAUGUAUGACUGUUACCUUUUUAUUUCCACCCCCAAAACUAGAUACCACAAGACCAAGGCAUUUAUUCAAGUAUUACAUGCAUGUGGGUAAAAGUCUCCAGUGACUCACCAUUCCUCCCUAGAAACAGAGCUCUCUUUCCACACUGGUUCUUUAUAUUUCUUCCUCUUCUGUUGUGUACAAAUAUCCGUAUAUAAGGCACCUUUAAUCUCCCACUCAGCAGUGCAGAGGCAGGUGUAUCUCUGAGUUCCAGGCCAGCCUGGUCUACUUGGUGAGUUCUAGGACAGAGCCAGAACUACAUAGUGUGAUCUUGUCUCAAAAACAAACAAACAGCAAAACUCAGCACACACACACACACACAAUUUGUAAGAGAGGCCAGAGGGAACAGCUGCUGUACCUUUAAUCGUUUUUGUUUCAUUUCCACAUCCACUUUCCUGUUUUCAUGCCUUCUCUCUUGCCUACCUAUCCCUCCAUUCUUUAUCCUUCUAUUUUCGGGAUGCCAUUAUGCUGUUGUUUGGUGCCCUUUGAUUUUCCCAUCAUAUGAACAGAAUACCGUUUGUUUGUUUGUUUUACUUUUAUGAGAUAAGGUUUUUCUGUGUUGUCCUGGCUGUCCUGGAACUUGCUAUGUAGACCAGGUUGACUUCAGACUCACAGAGAUCCACUUGCCUCUGCCUCCCAAGUGCUGGUAUCUUUAAUUUUUUCAACCUGACUUUGCUACCUAGUCAUAGACUAUUAAUGAGUUCCAUGGUUAUACUAAAUAACAGCUGAAAGCACCUAUAGACCUUUUCCAGUUCAGGAAAUUUUUGCUUUUUCUUUUAUUAAAACAGUGUGUCAGGAUCCAUAAAGUAAGUUUGUAAGGUACAUUAUUCCCACUGUAACUGAGGUUUCUGUGUCUGCUAAGAACCUCACAAAGAACACUAUUGAAAAGCCUAAUGUUGUCAGACCCAACUUAGAAAUUCUGUCUCUUCUAAAUACAGUAAAAAGACAGUUUUCUUUUGUGGAUCUUGGCUACUGAGUUAAUUGUAUAUUAUUAAUAUGUUCUUGUGGCCUUGUUAUUUGUAAGGUACAAGAGUGUCUGCAUUUCAAAGCUUGUGUAUUUUACAGUACUGAGCAUUAAACGGUCAACUUAGCUGUUAACUGCUUAACUUUUCCUGCAAUUUGAAUUUGGCAUAUUCAAGUUUCUACAUCUAUUCAUUAUCCUUCUGUGACAGGGUCUUGCUGUGUAGCCCAGGCUGUCUUUGGUUUCAUGAUGCCUCUUCCUCUGGGCUGGGAUUACAGGUAUGAGCUACCACAUCCACCUAAACUUUCUGUCUGAGCUGUAUCUGAAUGAAACGCUCCUGUCUUACAAAAACCCAUCAUACUGAUUUUGGGGGGAAAAUACAUUUAUUUUGUAUGCUACUUUAGAAAUGUACUGUUCUUUUCAACUAUAUACAGAAAUUUGAGAACCCCUUCCCCCAUUUUUUUUUCCCAACAUCAAUCUCCUUUGACAGUAUCCUCGGUUUGAGUCUAUAUCUUAAGUUAGGCCAAGAAAUCUUGACCCUGGUUCUCCAAGACUGCAGAAUACUUCUAAUAACCUUCUCGUGCCAGACAUCUGUUUGCUUUGCAGUUUAAAAAGGACAAAGAAGGACUUUAAAGUAUUUGAGCUUUGGGGUACAGUGUUAAGUGAAUUAUAGUGCCAUCUUUUCCCCUUCGUGUAGAGGACAUCUUUAAAAAAAACAAACAUGGGGGCUGGAGAGAUGGCUCUGAGGUUAAGAACACUGGCUGUUCAAAGGGGUAAGUUCAAGGCCCACCAACCACAUGGUGGCUCAUAGUGAGAUCUGGUGCCCUCUUCUGGUGUGUAGGCACACAUGCAGGCAGAAUGCUAUAUAAAUAAUAAGUCUUUUUAAAAGAAACAAACAAACAAACAUGGAACUCACAAAUAGAAAGACUUACAGAGGUUGUCAUAAGCCCUAGAAAUUAAUUAAGUGCCUCACAGAACUCUGAAGGGCUGUCCCUUAACAGUCACCAGUUAUCUGAAUAAAGGCAUGACAGGGCUGCCCAAAAAUUGAAGAUAUGAGGGCUAGAGAGACAGCUCAGCAGUUAAGAGUACUCACUCCUCUCUUGGAGGACCUGCCUCCAGUUCCAGCACCCAUGGAGGCAGCUCACAUCUGUUACCUCCAGUCCAGGUGAUCCAGUGCUGCCUUCUGGUCUCCAUGGGCAUUGUACGCAUAUGGCACACACACAUAUUCAAGAAAAACACCCAUAUGCCUAAAAUAAAUGAAAUAUAUACAACUUAAACGCAUGGUUUCCAAAGCAACUGUUCCCAGGUCUUGAGAAGCACAACAGUGAGACAGCAGCACCAGCCACUCUGAGUAGGAGCAUCAGCAGUGAGAAACAAUGCUCCGACUGUUACGGGCAGCGCUUCCGUAUCUUUAACUGUCACGGGCACUUGCUCCUACACCCUGUCUUCCUAAAAACCAGUCUAGUGGUUUUCCUAGCUCCCUGUCCAUCUCCUCUUUCACAGGAGCAGGUUCUCCCACUUAAAAAGAGAAGGCAUCUGAAUGCUGAGACAAUGGACAGUGAACUGUACCCUGGAGCUCUGCAUCUGUGCAUUCAGCCAAAACAUAGGCCAAACAUACCUCAGGAAAAAAGUGACCUCUAUUCUGAAUAUGUAUAGACUGUUUCUAAAUGUUAUUCUCUAGAACAAGUGUAACAACUACUUACGUAGCAUAGCGUGUACGUUGUAUUGGGUGUUACAGUUAAUCUGUAAAUGAUUUACAUGGAGCUCUAAAUACAGGCUAGAUGGAAAUUCUGUAUAUAUGGGCCAUGAGCACUCACAUUUGCUGGAAUGGAGAGCGUGGUCCCAGAGACAAACCCCCAUGGAAAGGACUGUACUCUGAAGUGUAAAACCUGGAAGGAACUAAGGAGAAAAAUCUAAUGAAAUUAGUAGUGGGAAACGGAAUGAUUUUUUUUUUACUAACAAAUUCUUUUGAAAGCAAUUUUUUUUUCUGAUAAAUUGAAGAAGAGUUUAUUCAAAUUGUCCAUUGAUAAGUUAUUGAAACUAAAACCAUGUGAUGUUAGAAAGUGAUUUGGAAAGUUUUGAAAUAAGUGAGUGGAAUAACAAAGCAUUUCCUUCCAUCACCAUCUACCCAUAUUAUGAAUACUGCUACCCAGUGUUCAUAAAAUAGGCGAUCUGUUGCCAGCCUUGACUCCUUAUAGAAAUAGACAAGGUUCAUGUAUGACAUAUAAUCAAUUUUUAAAGCCCUACUGAUCAUUGUCAGCCAUAGGGCAAUGAUCACCUAUAAUAUUAGCAUUCUAUACGGGUUAUAGCACCCACAAGUUUGAGGUCAUUGGAACCUGCAAAAUGAAUUCCAGAACAGCCAGGGUUACAUAGCAAGAACCUAUCUCAAAAUAAUGUGAUAAUAAAUGUGAUAAUAAUAAUAAUAACCCAACAUUUAAAAGUUAUAAUUUAUCAAUUAGAUAUUAAAACAAUAAUACGGUAACUCAGAAUUUUUAACACAUGGGAGCAUUGUGGUUAGGAACGUUUAACAAUUUGUUUUAGUUUGGAGAUUUUUAAGGAGGAGUCUCUCUUUGGAGGAUAACGGUGAGUAUCAAAUCACUGUGAUAUUUACAUCCUGUUGUGUACAUUUAAUAGUACUACUUUUGGGGGGCAUGGUAGCUCACACAUGUAAUCUCAGCAGGAGAAUCAAGAGUUCAAGGACAUCCUCCAUUACACAGCAGUUUCAAGGCCAGCCUGGGCUACAAGAGACAUUGUCUCAAGAGAAAAAAAAACAAAACAAAACAAAUGUUACUUCUAAAUGUUAAUGUUAGGGCUAGAAUGUUUGCUCAGUGGCUCAGAGUGUAAACGGCUCUUGCAGAGGACCUGAUGUAGAUUCCCUGAAGGCAUGCCUGGUGGCUUAUAACUGCCUUUAACUCCAGCUCCAGGAAUAAAGCCUCUGACCUCCACAGUCACAUGAACCCAGGUACACAUACUCAUGCAGAGACACAGAAUUCUAAAAACAAACAAAAAAACUGUAAAUGGAAUGAAUAGUUUUUCUUUUUUAGUUUUUGUUUUUGGGGGGCAUUCUUGGCUACACUGGAACUCAGUCCCCUUUGAGUGCUAGGAUUAAAGGUAUGUGGCACCACUGCUUUUAAAAAAAUUUUUAACCUGGUUUAGAAAAUAAUUUUCAAAAUAUUCAAAUGUCUGAGUACAUUUCCCUAAAUAGAAAGAGAAGGGUAAAAUUAAUGUCAGUAGGUAAGGAAUGUUGUUGCUUUUGAUGAACAUUGUGCUUUUUUGUUCUUACAGGAGGCAAUUCCUGAAUCGAUCUGGAUUGCCACAAAAUCAGUUCCUUGGUAGGGAUGGUGUUUGCUUACUUCUUCAUUGAAUGUUGGCUAGAUUGCUGUCCAUCCUUCCUACUUGUGCCGGUUAGAUUUUUGUCAACUUGACACAAGCCAGGUUCAUCUGGGAAGAGAGGAUCUCAACUGAGAAAAUGCUUCCUUUGGAUUUGACCUACAGGGUAAUGUUUGAAAUGAAAGAUUGAUGUGGGAGGGAUUAACCCACUGUGGACAUUGCCAUCCUGGGCAUGGAUUUGUGUUAGGAAGCAGGUUGACUGAGCCCCUGGGAGCAAGUCGGUAAGCAGCAUCCCGCCGGGGCCUCUGUGUGGAUUUCUGCCCUGACUUGCCUCAGGAUUGACUGUGAUCUAAGAUGGAUAAGCCAAAUAAAUCCUUUCCUCCCCAACUU
This is a messenger RNA of Meriones unguiculatus (Mongolian gerbil), 11540 nucleotides long. It is a transcript of the gene Klln, whose product is annotated as killin, p53 regulated DNA replication inhibitor. The record is from RefSeq and is a predicted model, not a curated record. NCBI's taxonomy places the organism in Eukaryota, Metazoa, Chordata, Mammalia, Rodentia, Muridae.